AUGGCUUGUCGUUUAUCUCUUCACAUUUGUUGGUAUCCACGAACUAUUAUAUAUCAACAAUUUUUUCUUCGUUCAUCGUUUUCUACCAUACCAAGCGCAGAUAAUGUAACACAAUCCCAUCGAUCAGCUUCUCGUUUUUCCGUUAAAAUUGCUCGAUUUCUUUUUUCCAAAAAUCGUCUUAAACCAUAUGCACGUUUAUCUACUCAUCCACAUUAUACAAAAACAGAAAGUCCUGGUGAUAUUCAUGAGUUAGCACGUGAUUUUAUUCUUUCACUCGAACCAGAACAUCGACGAAUUCUUUCCAAUGAAUUAAUUGAAUUAGAAAAAUUAUCAACAGCAACAACUGGUACAAUACCAGUUCUUUCUUCACAAUUAGCUAUUAUUUUUCUUGAAACUGGACUUCCAUAUAUUGGUUUUGGUUUUGUUGAUAAUUUUGUUAUGCUUGUUGCUGGCGAAACAAUUGAAACAUUUUUUGGUGUUGCUUUUUGUCUUUCUACAAUGGGAGCCGCCGCUUUGGGAAAUGCGGUCAGUGAUGUAAUGGGCGUUGGUCUUGCUGACCGUAUUGAACGAACAUGUGGACGAUUUUUAGGUAUGUUUGGAGUUAAACAACCUAAAUUAACGUCUGAUCAAUGGGGACAACGAUCAGUACAGAUAACUCAAUUGAUGUCGAAAGUUAUUUGUAUUUUUGUUGGUUGUUUAUUAGGAAUGUGUCCAUUACUCUUUCGUAAUACUUCUUCUACCAAUAAAAAACAGUCGACAGACAAAGACGAAUAA
This is a messenger RNA of Rotaria sordida, 774 nucleotides long. The record is from the annotation of a GenBank genome assembly. Lineage: Eukaryota; Metazoa; Rotifera; Eurotatoria; Philodinida; Philodinidae.